UGAAAUGUUUCCUUAUUAAACAUCUGAUGAGUUCUGAAUUAUUCCUAAACCAACUUCUCAGAAUUACAGAUCUCAGAGAACGGGGGAAAUAAACAAGAAAAUGGCAUUCGAGAUAUCAAUAUAUGAUUCUCAGAGAUCACUGAUUGAUUCAAGUUGGAUGCAGACCAGUAAUGAGCUCCACCGGAUGCUUGCAUCAUCCCAACCAGAGUAACAAUGCAUAAAAACCCUAUCUUCGUUUUGCAUAUUGAAAGAUUCUCCAUCACAGAAAACUUGAGAAAAUUCAAGCACCAAUCUUGUUACCAGCAUUCCUUAGUGGGGUUUCAGAUGUCAAGCAAUAGCACUUUCCUAACUUUAAUACACAAACUUUUCAGACCCAAUCCUUUGCUUUCUGUGUUCCUCACAUCACAUGCUUCACCUCUUCAAAUUAAUCACUACAAAACACCAACAUGUGUGCAGGCAACCAAUCAGAAGACUGUCUCCACAAAACUGUCACGUGAUUUCCUGUGCUUAUUACACGACAAGAGGCGGUAGAUCCAAACUCUUGUUGUAAUAUUCUUGUGCUCUUCGAAUCUUGAUGUGGCUUCUCUAUUUUUCUUCUAGCUCGGUAGCCAUGGUCCCCUGUUCGACGGCCUCAAAUUUAAAUGUGAUCUCUUAGACUUGCAAAAGCCAGCUUCUUCGAACUUUCUGUAUUAGUCCCACUGAGUCCAUAUAUAAUUGGUCUGAGAGUUUGCAGGUUGCUUGGCCAGCAUAAAAGUUGAUCACCUACGUAGCACAGACUGAAGAGGGAAGCAUGGUUUUGCAAGAGAUGUUCAGUUCAUAUAAUGCAACAAGUAAGCUCUAAUUACUUCUAUAUACAGAUAGUUGCAUUGAGCCAAACAUGUAUGAUUAACAAUAGAAACAUCUUCAUGUCACACAGGCAUACUCAAAGCAGGUAGAAGCAUAAUUUGCUGCUUUUGACAAUUAAUGAUCAUAAUCAUAAUUAGUUGUUGUAUUAUCAUAGUAGAAGCAAGAAUUUGAUUCCAGACAGCUUAAAUGACAUAUAUAAUUUAUGAUGUUUCUAACUUCAGUUUCAAAGUUCUUAUUGCUGAUCUAUUUCUAAUGUACAUGUAUGCUGUAUGCAAUCGCCUUCAUGCUGUUCAAAUAAGAUUCCUUCUUCAAA
Rubroshorea leprosula is the source of this 1159-nucleotide messenger RNA. NCBI's taxonomy places the organism in Eukaryota, Viridiplantae, Streptophyta, Magnoliopsida, Malvales, Dipterocarpaceae. The record is from the annotation of a GenBank genome assembly.